GGGACCUGAUAGAGACCUCUUUACCUGCGGUAGACGGCACCAACAUGUCUCAUAAGCCUCAUUCAAUGGAUUCCUACCCGCAACUCAACUUUGAAGCCCGGGCUAAGCAUCUCAAUUCGAUCUAUGAUCGUUUGAAUCAGUUCAAGGGCGGACAUUUUAACGAUUUCAAUCUUGGCGCACUACUCACCACUCAUCGUCUUGAUGACCCGGCUCAUAUCUCUCUUCAAGUCUGGUCCGCACCCGGUCACUCCAAGCCGACUUUCGAAGAAGCCAAACGCCAGACCUAUCAGCCAACCCACAAAGGCCAGUCCUUUGGACCAUCAUGGACCAAUCACUGGUUCAAGGUGAUAAUCCACAUCCCCCCAUCUUGGGAGGACUACGAGCGUGUCCAAAUUGAAUUUGAUUGUUCUGGGGAGGCGAUGGUAUUCAACACUCACGGAGAUCCUUAUCACGGUCUUACCGGAGGAUCCGAUCAAGCUCGUCGAAUUGAGUUCAUUAUCCCUGCUGAAGACCGAAAAGCAGGUGUAGGGCAUUAUUACAUCGAGGCAAGCUGUAAUGAAAUGUUCGGUCAGAAUGGGAUGGACCCUCCAGACCCGAACAGAUACUAUCAGUUGGGAAUCGCCGAUCUCGUUGUCCCCAAUAUGGAAGCUUGGAGGUUAUUGUGGGAUUUCGACGCCAUACAUCAGCUCGUCAAUGAUCUCCCGGGUGACACACCUUUACGUAUGAAAGCGUUAUGGGUGGCUAAUGAGAUGAUGAAUGUGUUUCAAGUUGGGAAUGUGGACAGCAUCUCCAAAGCUAGGGAAGUGGGGAAGGUGGUACUAGGAGAGAAAUGGAUGGAAGAGAUCGAGCUGGAGAGCAAACAUGCGGAGAAGCAGGAAGGUGCGUUAUGGGGUGUGGGACAUUGUCACAUCGACUCAGCCUGGUUAUGGCCGUUCUCUGUGACUCAGCAGAAAGCCGCACGGUCAUGGUCGACACAAUGUGAUCUGAUCGAUCGAUACCCUGAACAUCGUUUCUCCGCUACUCAAGCUCAACAAUUCAAGUGGGUUGAGGAUCUUUACCCCUCCCUCUUUGCUCGUAUCAAGGAGAAGGUCUCGGCUGGACGCUUUCAGCCUCUCGGAGCGACCUGGGUCGAGAUGGAUACCAACAUGCCUUCUGGCGAGGCUCUUUGCAGACAAUUCCUCUACGGACAGCGAUACUACCAUUCUCGCUUCGGUUUCACCUCGGACACCUUCGUACUUCCCGAUACGUUCGGUUAUUCCUCUCAGCUGCCCCAAAUCGCUCGUUUGGCCGGCUGCAUCAAUUUCUUUACCCAAAAGCUGAGUUGGAACAGUACGAAUAACUUUCCUCAUUCCACAUUCAACUGGGUGGGCAUUGAUAGUUCUCAAAUCCUCACUCAUAUGACCCCUGUAAAUAAUUACAACUCUCAAUGUCACAUGUCGGAUAUCCGUCGUGGUAUGACUGGACAUAAAAACCUGGAAGUCACAUCCCAAGCGUUGCUCUUGUUCGGUAAUGGGGACGGUGGUGGUGGACCCACUCCACCUAUGCUGGAGAAACUCAGGAGGACCCGAGUGAUUGGUAAACGACAUGACGCUGGAGGCCAGAUCCCUCUUCUGAAAAUGGGAGGUUCUUUCUCCGAUUUCUUCAAGUCCGUCAGAGAAGAAACGAUCAACGGGACUAGAUUACCAAAUUGGCGUGGCGAGCUUUAUGCAGAGUUCCACCGCGGCACAUAUACGACCCAUGGUUCUAUCAAGAAAGGUAAUAGGAAGAGCGAGAUUCUGAUGCGUGAAGCGGAGUACGCAGCGACUAUGGCAAGUUUGGCAGAUAGAGAGUACGAAUAUCCUAAGGCGAAAUUGGACAAGGCGUGGGAAGAGCUUCUACUUUGUCAAUUUCAUGAUGUUUUACCUGGCAGUGGAAUCGCUAUGAUCUACGAAGAUGCCGAGAUCAAAUAUGCCGCAAUCCAGAAAUCGAUCACCGCUGUCCUCCACGAAGCUUAUGAAAUACUCUAUAAAGGUUCCAAGGAAUUGUCCUUUGACCAGAAGGAUGUUGUGUACAAUGUAUUCGCCGUCAAUAACUUACCAAACUACCCCCGACAAGCUGUCGUCGAAGUCCUCUUGAAAGACACUCCCUCACUCAAGGCCAUCUCUGCACAGGUGUCGAACGAUGGGAAAACCGGUUUGGUCUUGGUGGACGCCACCGAUACUGUGAACCCUUUGAUCGGUCUACCCAAGGGUCUUUACGCCAAUAUCACUCCAGUCAUCGCUAGAGAAGAGGCGGACAGUCUGUUUAUCUUGAGCAGUGGCGCCCUCGAGAUGAAACUCACAAAUGGACGCAUCACCAGCAUUUACGACAAACAGGCAGAUCGAGAGCUCAUUCCUGAGGGACAAUCGGCAGGAAUGGUCAUCAUGGAGGAUCAUCCAAACUUCUGGGAUGAGCUGACGUGUAGGGACGUCGAUCAAUUCCAUCUGGAGAAACAAAUCCAUCUCAAAUUCAACCAAGUCCAUAUAAUCUCUACCGGACCUCUGCGCGCUACUCUAGGCGCAUCCAUAGUCAUCGGUCAAUCUCACAUCUGCGUGGAGAUAUCCCUCGAUGCUAUCCCCGCUUCCCUUGCACCAUCUUCCCGGCCCAUGCUUCGAUUCUCUGCGAUAGUCGACUGGAGGGAGAAACAUCGAUUCCUCAAAUUCGAACUUCCACUGACCGUCACAUCCGAUAUGGCAUCAUACGAUACUCAAUUUGGUAUCCUUCAACGUCCCACUCACCGGAACACAUCAUGGGAUAACGCAAAGUUCGAAGUGUGCGGACACAAGUAUGCCGAUUUGUCAGAAUACGGAUAUGGUGUUGCAUUAUUGAACGAAAGCAAGUAUGGGUACGCAACAGAAGGAAAUGUGAUGAGAUUGAGUCUGCUAAGAGCUCCUACUCUUCCUGAUCCGGAAUGCGAUAUGGGAGUUCAUGAAUUCCAAUGGGCUGUUUUACCACAUUUGGGCACUUUGACGGAGAGUGAUGUGGCUCAGGUGGCUUAUGAUUUUAAUACUCCCAUGCGGUUACGACACACACCUAAACCCAUUCAUGACAUCGCCUCACAUGCGCUGGGCAAAGCAUCGCCUUUUUCAGUGGAACAUGCAAAGAACGUAAUGUUGGAGACUGUGAAACGAGGAGAGGAUGAUAUGGCCAGUGGGAAGACUACUAUCAUUCUCCGUUUGUUUGAGCAAUAUGGUGGACAUGCCAAAGCGACUCUUCGGAUCUCCGGUCUCUCGGUCUCCCGAGCAGACCUUACAGACAUACUCGAAACGCCUACAGAACCUUUAGACCUUGUUCCUGUCCACGUUGAAGGUAAAGACGAAGAAGUCUUGGUAACUCUUAAUUUCAGAGGGUUUGAGAUUAAGACUGUCAAAUUGACCAUUGGAAGUUCUAAACGUCUUUCUGUGGGAUCUUGGGUAGAUGUCUAGGAUUUUAGACGAUCCCAUAGCUGGGCAUCUGUCUGAAAUGUUGAUGAUGGACUUGUGAGAUGGAUGAGUUAGAGAAUGAAAGAGUUGGAAUGGUCGUGAUGACGUUUAGCAAAGAUAUCUGGGACAAUAUGAUAUUGAGGAGUGUAUGACAUUCCUGGUGAUUUUUUAUUUUCUGCGAAGAAGGAAACAUCACUCGAAUCAUAAGCAGAGAGACGGGUUGAACAAUUAUCAAAGAAGAGGAAGUACCGGUCAAAAUACCUUGCCGAGGUUGUAGAUAUUUGAAAUGUAUGUUGAAUAUCGAAAU
This is a messenger RNA of Tremella mesenterica DSM 1558, 3747 nucleotides long. RefSeq lists its product as uncharacterized. Gene Ontology annotation, molecular function: alpha-mannosidase activity; carbohydrate binding. The transcript has 9 exons. The record is from RefSeq and is a predicted model, not a curated record. The coding region runs from base 45 to 3443 and encodes 1132 amino acids. Lineage: Eukaryota; Fungi; Basidiomycota; Tremellomycetes; Tremellales; Tremellaceae. Gene Ontology annotation, biological process: mannose metabolic process; oligosaccharide catabolic process. Gene Ontology annotation, cellular component: fungal-type vacuole membrane.